This is a messenger RNA of Anarrhichthys ocellatus (wolf-eel), 903 nucleotides long. Its product is annotated as E3 ubiquitin-protein ligase PDZRN3-B-like. The transcript has 2 exons. The record is from RefSeq and is a predicted model, not a curated record. Bases 29 to 526 code for a protein of 165 amino acids. NCBI's taxonomy places the organism in Eukaryota, Metazoa, Chordata, Actinopteri, Perciformes, Anarhichadidae.
UGCUGUCAAGUUUCGAACCACAGGCGCGAUGGAGUCACACACCGAGCCGGAGACGGGUCACCGUGCUGAAGGUGUUUGCCAGAGAGGAUGCAGGCUCCUGCUGUCCGGCGAGGACUUCGACAAAGGGGACCACCGUUGUGUGGACGCGCUCCGCGCGGUCACCGACGCGCUGGAGGAAAGGAGCGCCGCUCUGGAGCACGAAACCCGGAUGGCGAGGCUCAGGUGGAACAGGAGGGAGCAGUCCUUGCUGGCCCAGGUAUCGACUCUGCAGAACGAGGCCCAGCUGUCGGCUCUGAGGUACCAACGCAGGCUGCACCAAUACAUGCUGCACAUCAACAGCAUCGCAGAGCAGGUCGCCGGGUACUACAAGAGAGAUGCGAAGACAACUGAUGGCACGCAGAGCCAGAUAUCAGACACAGCAACACGUGCAGAGGAAGAGCCACAGGAGCAGCUCCAAGCACCUGAGGUAAGAAGAGAAAACACACUCUCACAGCUCAUCUGUACUCUUUACUGCUGGAAACACUGACAUUUAUCAUGGCUCAUUCAUAAAGCUGUCAGAUCACAAGCUCAGUUGUGCUCAUCCAAAAAGCAGCAGCAGUCAGAAUCCCUGUUGGUGAAACACUUCCCAAAUGUUGUUGAUAUUAGGAUUCGGGGUUUUUUUUAACAAAAAAAAGCAGCCUCUUGUGCUCCAGGAUUUUUGCCUCUUCCCUAUUAUUCUGUUUUCACCUGCUGACUCAGCUUAACCCUGCUGCUGGACAAGCCUCUGUGUAAAUGUUGACUUUGUGAUCACAGUGAAUGCUAGAAGUGGUAGCUAACUCUAAAUCAGAGGACAGUUGAAGGAAGAUAAUCUCUCCUUGCACCCUGUUGUUGUUUGGCGUGGUGUGUUUUCUUUUCUCACAGCGA